Molecule: messenger RNA, 1170 nt
Organism: Aphanomyces invadans
Lineage: Eukaryota; Oomycota; Saprolegniomycetes; Saprolegniales; Verrucalvaceae
Exons: 6
Coding region: 1-1170 (389 amino acids)
Biological process (GO): aromatic amino acid metabolic process
Molecular function (GO): oxidoreductase activity, acting on paired donors, with incorporation or reduction of molecular oxygen, reduced pteridine as one donor, and incorporation of one atom of oxygen; iron ion binding
Source: RefSeq, a predicted model, not a curated record
AUGCACGCAGCACUUCCACGGUCGUUCCUUCGAGGUCGCCUUUUCAAAGCAACGUGUGGGCGCGCCAUCUCCUCUGGCCUCCCCUUCUCCGUUGCAUCUGCCGAGCCACAAAUCACUGCAACUUCCGCCGAUCCUGUCCCAAACCUCCUUCGUUCGACAGCAACACCAAAUGUGUUCUCUUCACCGAUCCCGUCCGUGCCAUGGUUUCCUCAGCGUCGCCAAGAUUUGGAUUUGUGCGCCCAGAACGCUUUGGAAGUUGACUUGGAUCCCGAUGACCCCGGACUAAAUGAUCCUGCGUAUUGCGCUCGGCGUCAGAUUCUGCGCACGAAUGUCCUGAACUAUCGCCAAGGUCAGGAGCUGCCGUACGUCGACUACAACGAGUUGGAAACCCAGACAUGGAACACGAUCUACUCGACGAUCCGCCCCAAGUGGAUGACGUACGCAUGCGAGGAAUACCACGCAGUCCUGGCCCUCCUCGAACGAGAGAUUGGGUACAGCGCGACGGCAAUUCCACAAUUUCGAGACGUGUCCGGGUUCUUGCAAGCCACGACAGGGUUUACCCUGCACCCCGUCACGGGGUACCUCACUCCUCGUGACUUUUUGAACGGCCUGGCAUUUCGAGUGUUCUUUUGCACGCAGUACAUCCGCCACCACUCUGUGCCGUUCUAUACACAAGAGCCUGACAUUUGCCACGAAAUCAUGGGCCAUGUCCCGAUGUUUGCGGACGCCGACUUUGCCGACUUUUCCCAUGAAAUCGGCCUCGCGUCCCUCGGUGCGUCGGACGAUGAAAUUGUGCGGCUCGCAGCCGUCUACUUCAUCUCUGUGGAAUUUGGCAUGUAUCGUCGUGACGGACAGGUCAAGGCAUUUGGAGCUGGCCUGCUUUCCAGCAUUUCCGAACUGGAGUUUGCAUGCAACCCAACACGGCCAGCAGGCGGUCGACAUGACUACGCCGAGUACAGAAAGUGGUGCCCUUUCGAAGCCUCCAAGCAAUCGUAUCCUGUCACCGAGUACCAGCCAUACUACUACGUGUCGGACAGCGUGGAGCAAGUGAAGGAUGGCGUCCGACAGUACAUUCGGUCGAUGGAUCGACCAUUUGACGCGUCGUACGAUGCUGCCACCAACACCAUCCUUACAAACAAGCAUGUGCACGUGAUGCCAAGGCACAUGUAG